This is a messenger RNA of Acaulospora colombiana, 462 nucleotides long. The record is from the annotation of a GenBank genome assembly. Lineage: Eukaryota; Fungi; Glomeromycota; Glomeromycetes; Diversisporales; Acaulosporaceae.
AGGUCACCACAAAAUUGUUUGUCGAGAUGGAGGGAUAUUGGUCAGAUCUUGGAUUGGGAACAGAAUUGAAUCUCGCGCAUUGGAUGAUGAGAUUUAUGACGGAUUCUACAUUUAUAAUGAUCGCAAACGAGAAUGUUUAUGCUCUUGCGAACUAUUUUAAUACGCUUCCCGAUUCAAAUAAAGAUACACACAGACUUUUAAGGAAAUUAUAUCCGCCUUACAGGCGUAAGUCAAAACAGUUAUUGAGUGAUGUUGCUUGGUUGUAUGAAAAGGUUUCUGAGCUUGUCAAAGAGCGACAGAAAAAAAUUGAAAAUACAUCACCAGAUGACUUGAGUGCGGACAUGUUAACAAUGAUGUUAACGUCUAAUACUUCUCGUAAGGACAACAUCUCUAGACCAAUGGAUGUGGACGAAAUUCGAGCCAACUUAUACGAAGUUAUCGGUGGUGGUAUUGACACGGUUG